AUCAAUCUUCAUUAUUCCGAAACUUGCGUUCUCUCCAAGCGACGACCCUUCUGCUCCUUCUUCUUCUCCCACCUCUAACCUUCACGAAACCAACAAAACAACCCAAACCAAAACCCUACUUUCAAUCAUUCCGUUUUAAUUAGUCAUGCAUUAGUCUUCCCAUUGUUCUCCGAUCGACAAGUUCGAUCUCUCUUAUGCUUCUAAUCAAUGGAGCGAGAGAUCGAACCUGUGAUGGAUCACGCCUAUUCUUUGUUCGGAAAAUAUGAACUCGGAAAGCUUCUGGGUUGUGGUGCCUUCGCUAAGGUCUACCAUGGCCGCAACCUUCAAACAUCCCAGAGCGUCGCCAUUAAAGUCUUCAACAAGAAGAAGAUCACCGCCUCCGGCCUCACCUCCAACAUCGUGCGUGAGAUCACCAUCACGAGCCAGCUUCGUCAUGCCCAUAUCGUCAGGUUCCACGAAGUCCUCGCCACCAAGACCAAGAUUUUCUUCGUCAUUGAACUGGUUAAAGGUGGCGAGUUAUUCUCCAAAAUCGCCAAGGGACGAUUUUCUGAGGAUCUCAGCCGGAGAUAUUUCCAGCAGUUGAUCUCCGCCGUUGGGUACUGCCACUGCCGGGGUGUCUUCCACCGCGACUUGAAGCCGGAGAAUCUUCUCCUCGACGACAAUGGCGGCCUCAAAGUUUCGGAUUUCGGGUUGAGCGCUGGCAGGGAUCAGAUCCGACCUGAUGGGUUGCUUCAUACGCUCUGCGGCACCCCUGCCUACGUGGCGCCGGAGGUUCUAUCCAAGAAAGGGUACGAAGGGGCGAAGGCGGACGUGUGGUCUUGCGGCGUCAUUCUCUUCGCGUUGGCCGCCGGGUACUUACCCUUCAACGACCCGAAUCUCAUGGUGAUGUACAGGAAGAUUCAAAAGGGAGAAUUCCAGUGUCCGAGAUGGAUUUCGCCGGAGCUAAGGAGGUUCCUUUCGCGGUUGCUUGACACGAAUCCGAAUACCCGAAUCACCAUCAGUGAGAUCCAUCAGGAUCCGUGGUUCAAGAAAGGGUAUAACGAGGUAAGGUUCCAGGAGGAUGAUUUCGGGUUCGGGUCGAAGAACAAUGGAGAGACGACGUCGGACAUAAUCCAACUGAAUGCGUUUGAUAUCAUAUCCUUCUCUUCAGGGUUGGACCUGUCCGGAAUGUUCUACAACACGGCAGGGAGAAGCGAGAGGUUUGUGUUGGUGGAGUCGCCGGAGAAGAUAAUAGAAAAAGUGGAGAAGUUGGCGAAGGCGGAGGGGCUGGCUGUGAGGAGGAGGAAGGAGGAGUGCAAGGUAGUGGUGGAAGGAGUGAAGGGCAAUUUGGGAAUUUCGGUAGAAGUUUACCGGUUGACAGGUCAGCUGGUGGUGGUUGAGGCUACGAGAUGCAUAAACGGUGUCGUUUUCAUGGAGCGGUUUUGGAACAACAGGUUAAAGCCCUUACUCCGCAAUCCCACUGGAACCACUAGUACGACGUCGAAUCAGGGAUUUGACCAAAGGCCCGUCGAAGGCAAAAAUCUCCUCCAUGUUGAUAGCAGAAAAUACAAAAGCUUAAUAAUUAAUUGAUGUAGUUAAUACAUACACAUAAUCAUAUAUACACUACAUAAUUAUAGAUGUGUGUGUGUGUGUGUGUGUGUAUUGUUGUGACUUCGGAGAUUCACUAUGCUCAAUCUAACCCCAGGCUAGCUUUCCUUUUUUAGUUUGUUUUCAUGGAGGAUUUUAACGACUUGUAAUAUUUUGUAGUUUGUGGAGAUAUAUAUUAAUGUGAAGAAAAUGAAACU
Messenger RNA from Prosopis cineraria, 1784 nucleotides. Its product is annotated as CBL-interacting serine/threonine-protein kinase 11-like. NCBI's taxonomy places the organism in Eukaryota, Viridiplantae, Streptophyta, Magnoliopsida, Fabales, Fabaceae. The record is from RefSeq and is a predicted model, not a curated record. The transcript has a single exon. The coding region runs from base 208 to 1569 and encodes 453 amino acids. Gene Ontology annotation, biological process: signal transduction; protein phosphorylation. Gene Ontology annotation, molecular function: ATP binding; protein kinase activity.